GUCGGAGCGGAGGCGGCGCGGGCGGAGCAGGCCUGGCGCUUGCGGUCCCUGCAGCCGGAGAAGCGGGGCCCCGCAAACGGAAAACAAGUGAUUGCUUUUCUUUCCUCAUUUUUGGAAGCCCUGCCCACCACGCAGCUGCAGUGGACAUCCUGGUUCCCCGAUGGACGAAGAAGACCAACUGAUCCAGCCUCAAGACCAGAGCUGCUGGGCCACCCUGCCCGAUGUGUGCCUGCGUCGUGUCUUCUGGUGGCUGGGAGACAGGGACAGGUCCAGAGCGGCCCUUGUCUGCAGGAAGUGGAACCAGACGAUGUAUUCGGCUGACCUCUGGCGAUACAGGACCAUCACGUUCAGCGGGAGACCUUCCAGGGUACAUGCGUCCGAAUUCGAGUCAGCCCUUUGGUAUGUUAAGAAAUUUGGUCAUUACCUGGAGCACCUGGAGAUCAAAUUCCUGAAUCCUUACAACGCUGUCCUGACCAAGAAGUUCCAGGUCACCAUGCGAGGCCUCCUCUCAUGUCUGGGCAAGAGUAACAACCGUCUGAAAUCUCUCUCCAUCCAGCAUCUCGAGUUGGACCGCAUGGUCUGGAGGAACAGCAUCAGGAGCUCAUUCAUGAAAAGCUUGAGCUUCUUCUUGAAGAAGAUGGGCAAACACCUGAACUAUCUCAGCCUGAAGGGGGCCAGGCUCACCACGGAACAAGGCUGCCACAUCCUCAACGCCCUGAGCUACUUACGGAGCGAGAGCACGGUGACGGAGCUCAACAUCGAGGACUAUUUCAGCCACCACCUCGCCGUCUACAGCAGUCCCCAGUUCAACAAGACCAUGGCCACGUUCCGCAACCUGGUGUUCCUGACUCUCAACUACAACUGCAUCUCUGACGAGCUGCUGGAGAACCUGUGCGACCACAACACUGGCACCCUCCGGACCAUGAACAUCAAGUGCCACGUUCAUGACCCCCACGGGCAGGUCAUCUGGGGCAUGUCUUGGGCCAAGCUGGCCAGGCACGCCACCAGCCUGAGGGUCAACUUCUUCUUUGAGCGGGUCAUGAAGUACGAGCGCUUGGCCCGGAUCCUCUUACAGGAGAUCCCCAUUAGGAGCAUCAGUCUGAGAAGCUGCUAUUUCAGCGACCCCGACUGGUCCAUGAGACCCACCCUGACGGAUCUCCUGCCCACCUUUCGGCACACUCUGCAGAAACUAACUUUUGAAUUCAACAACAGCCAUGAGUCUCUGGAUGAAGAGCUGCACCUCCUCAUCUUAUCCUGCAGGAAGUUGUUUUAUUUCAAAAUCUGGGCUUUCCUGGAUGUUAAGUUUGUGGAGCGGAUCCUAAAGAGCCGGCAGGAAGGGCAAUGUGCCCUGCGUACACUCAAGGUGAGAAUUUACACAAACAGAUAUGAGACGAAUGAAGAGGACAGGACACUGCGGGAAAUUUACAGGAAGUACAGAAAGCUGAUCAAUUCAGAGCUUAACUAUUUUGUCAUCGCUUACCCCAUGAUGUAACAACCAGCGCUCUCCAGAGAAAGAAAACCACGAGCACUUUGCACCUGACAAUCCGGUCCUCAUAGAAUGACACUUGGGGCAUCCCCUACUCCACCCCUUUUCCUCCUCUCUCUCCUUUUUUGCUGGUUUCACACCAACGUGACACCCCAGCAAUGCCUAGGAUGUCAUGCGAAGACCCCAGGUGACUUUAAAGUGCUAUCUUUGCCAACUAUCCAGGGGUGAUUUCUCUUUUUUGUGGUUUGGUUUUGCUUUUAGAGUCUCAGUCAGCCAUGGAGCUGAAGGCCCAAAGCCUCUCAGAGCAGGUUCUUACUCAGGGACCCUGACUCUUGCUAACCUUGCUCCCGAAAAGGUGCCAGGGAGCAAAUGGAGCCACGAUUUCCAUUGACUAUGAGUGUCAGCUCAGAAAGACUUUUUUUUUUUUAAACAAGAUUUGUUUAUUUAUUUUUCAUCUUUGGUCACACCCUGCAGCAUAUGAGAUCUUAUUUCUCUGACCAGGCAUUGAACCCAUAUUCCUUGCAUUAGAAGGUGGAGUCUUAACCAUUGGACCGCCAGGGAGGUCCCCCAGAAACGCUUUCUAUCUUGGCUGACCUUCAUGUCAGAGCCUCGUGCCACUGAAGCUGGCCAGGUCUGAUCUCAGAUGAAUGAAAUCCACCAGCAGGUCCUCCAGCGAAGCAGGGGGAUUCCCACGUGUAGACAGAGCCGCUUAGAGCCAGAACUCCUUCCCACAGGAGCUCAGCUCCUAAUCUGUUGGUGUUAUGGACUCAGAUCUCCCACAUCUGCUUUUCUGGUUCUCCUUUAUUUUCCCCAUCCAGGCAGCAUGGUGCUCAGCCUGCUACGAAAGCUCGGUUCUCAUGUGGGGCUGAACCAGAAGUGACCAUGACCUUCGUAGUCACUACAAAGCAUCUGUAAUGUCCUGGAGAAAUGUCCCUGAUACAAUGCUAAGUGAAAAAGGCAUGACACAAAACUGUGUUUCGUGUGAUAUCAAUCAUGAUAAAAUACAAGUACAGGGUUUUUUUUAAGCAUAGGAGAGAUAUACCAAAAAUGUUAAUAGUGAUCUCUGAGUGGUGGGAUUAUGGGUGAUUUUUAUUUUCCUUUUUAUGCUGUCCGCUAUUUCUCAGAUUUUCUACAAAGACCAUGUGCUAUUUUUAUAGUCACAGGGAAACAUGAUGUGUUUUAAACGGGAAGUAUGGAUAAACUCCUGAGCCCAUGCUGUUGACAUGGAUUGCUUCUGAUCUUUUGAGAUUUUGUGCAUAUAGUUCUACCCAGGGUUUUUUCCCCAAUCAGUUCAGUUCAGCCGCUCAGUCAUGUCCCACUCUUUGCGACCCCAUGAACUGCAAUACGCCAGGCCUCCCUG
Molecule: messenger RNA, 2846 nt
Organism: Bubalus bubalis (water buffalo)
Lineage: Eukaryota; Metazoa; Chordata; Mammalia; Artiodactyla; Bovidae
Gene: FBXO39
Product: F-box protein 39
Exons: 4
Coding region: 161-1492 (443 amino acids)
Molecular function (GO): protein binding
Source: RefSeq, a predicted model, not a curated record